This is a messenger RNA of Prunus armeniaca (apricot), 186 nucleotides long. NCBI's taxonomy places the organism in Eukaryota, Viridiplantae, Streptophyta, Magnoliopsida, Rosales, Rosaceae. The record is from the annotation of a GenBank genome assembly.
AUGCGAGAGAGUGGGUUGGCGUUGGAAGUGCUUGGGUCGAAGUGUCCCAGGCUGAAGGUGCUUAAGCUUGGGCAGUUUCAUGGGAUUUGCUUUGCGAUUAGGUAUGAGCUAGACGGCAUUGUGUUGUGUUCAGGGCUGGAGUCAUUGUUGAUCAAGAACUCGGCUGAUUUGACAGAUAGGGGGUGA